CUAACUUAUUCGGACAAGCACUGAAGUACGCCUGGGCAUAGGUAGUAUUCCACCACUGAGAAAAGUCAAAAACUCAAUACCACCGCAUCUAAUCCCGCGUCAUAAGCCUCAUUUCACAGCAACCGCUUGAAAAUACGCAUGCCUCGCCUUUGACCGUACAUUUUCUUUCUCAUCCUCUUCCGACUAUCAACACGCGACCAAACGCGUUCCGUGACCGCUAGUUGAUCAAGUCCGACAAAAUGUCUGGCAAAGGCUCAGCCUACGGCACCCCGGCGACGGACACGUCGUUCCGGCGGGCCUACGAUCUCGACGAAUACGCCGAGAAGGCCAAGGCUCGUGAAAGCAACGAGCGCGAAGAAGCUAAAGCACGAUACGAGGCGAAGCUGGCCGGAAAGAAAUACUACAAACCAAUGACCGGGGAUGAGACGCACACCCGGGCACGACGCGACGUGUUAGACUUGGAAGCAAAUGUCGGCAAGACGAUGCUCGUGCCGGCAGGCGCGGGGCAAGGGAAACGCGGACGCGGCGCCGGGUUCUACUGCUCCGCCUGCGACCUCACGUUCAAAGACAACAUACAAUGGGUCGAGCAUAUCAACAGCAUGCAGCAUUUGCGCAACAUCGGCGAGACGGGAGAGGUCAAGAAGGCGAGUGCCGAGGAUGUACGGAGGAGGAUAGACGAGGUAUGGGAGCGUCUGCAAGAGCAGAAACGCGCGACCACGACUACCCUCAAGGAGCGGCUUGAGAUCCGCGAGGAGGAGGAGGCCAAAGCAAAAGAGGCGAGGAGGGUGAAAAGACUCGAAGAUCUAGCAAGGAAGAAAGCAGACAAGGAGAUGGCGGAGAAAGUCAAAACCGAAUAUGGUGACGAUUUGCGGAUCGAGGGCGAGCAUGACGAGGACGAUAUGAUGGCAGCGAUGGGCAUUACAGGGUUUGGGGCUUCGAAGAAGAAGUGAAGAUAAUGGAGAGAAAUAUGUUGGCAUGUUUGAUUUCCUAGUGUUUACCUACCAACCUGGGGAACGCAAAAAUUGGCGUACAGGAGGUGGUAUAAGUGCUCUGAUAAAUCCCAGUCAGGUUAGCUCAUGGCGUUGUUUUGGGGGAAACACUUCAGCAUAUGAAUCGGCGUUGGGUGUUCUUGGUCCACAACACACAAGUAAGGGUAGCUAUUGCUAUUGCUCGAACUCGUCAGUUUGGACGUGGUUUGCAUUUCGAUAUAUACAUAUAUAUAUAUAUACCCAUAGUCAUAUAUUCAAGAAAUGUACAUAUCAAAAUUCCUCACUAUCAGAUAGCUGUGUACGUGGAACGCAGAAGACAAAUUCUCAGCAUCGGGACAUUGAUCCGGUGUUUAAUAGAAUUUGGAUGUUGAGUCGAAUCGAUGGCUGUGAUGUCGAAAUGUCGACGGC
Messenger RNA from Xylaria bambusicola, 1397 nucleotides. RefSeq lists its product as uncharacterized. The record is from RefSeq and is a predicted model, not a curated record. The transcript has a single exon. Lineage: Eukaryota; Fungi; Ascomycota; Sordariomycetes; Xylariales; Xylariaceae. Gene Ontology annotation, cellular component: spliceosomal complex; U4/U6 x U5 tri-snRNP complex. Gene Ontology annotation, biological process: mRNA splicing, via spliceosome. Gene Ontology annotation, molecular function: zinc ion binding; nucleic acid binding. The coding region runs from base 240 to 950 and encodes 236 amino acids.